AACAGAAAGAUCCACCGUCUUCUAGUUGCUGCCGACGGGGAAAAGGAAAACCCAUAGGCACCCGUUGCUUAUCUAUCUAGAGUAGAGGAGAGGAGACCAUGUGCAAGUCCAGCUCAGACGCUCUCCCAACCACCACCACCACCGUUCCUUCUUCCUCUCGCCGCCGCCGCCGAUCCCCUUCCACCGCCACCGCAUCCUCCUCCUCCACCUCCUCGGGACCCCGCCACACCGCCACCUCAACAACAACAACAAACACCGCCUCCACCUCCUCCUCCAGGUCGAGGUCCAGCCGCUCCAGCCUCGCCGCGGCGCGCGCCUCCCUGCCGGACCAGCCCGUCCUCUACACCUUCCAGGAGCUCGCCGCGGCCACCAACAACUUCCUCGCCAAGCGAGGCUCCUCCGACACCUUCUGGCGCUGCUCCCUCCGCUCCAGCCCCGCCGCGCUCUUCCAGCUCCGCCCGCUCCCGCUCCUCACGCCCGCUGCCGCCUCCGCCGCGCUCGCCCGCGUCGCGCGCUACCACCACGCCAGCCUCGCGCGCCUCCUCGGCGCCUGCCCCGCCGGCGCCCACGUCUACCUCGCCUACGCCCUCCCCACCGGCGCCUGCACCCUCGCCGCAUACCUCUCCUCCUCCUCCACCUCCUCGUCCUCCCGCGCCGGCAGCAGCACCAGUAGAAGCGUGGUCCUCCGCACGUGGCUGUCGCGCGUGCAGGUGGCCGUGGACGUGGCGCAGGGCAUCGAGUACGCGCACGCACACGCCGACGCCGCGCACGGCCGCGUCUCGCCGUCGGCCGUGCUCCUCGUCCCCGACGCCCACGGCGGCCAGAGCGUGCGCGCCGUGCUCACCCACUUCGGGGCGGGCCACUUCGCCGCCCCAGACGACGACGCCGACGCCGAAGCCGACAACCAGGAGCAGCCGUCCAAGGGAAAGGCGGCGGACGUGCGCGCGUUCGGGGUGCUGCUGCUGGGGCUGCUGUCGGGGGAGGCGGCGGAGAGCCGUUACCGGUUCGACCGCGCCACCAAGGAGUUGGCGCGCGUGUCGGUGGUGGACACGGCGGCGGAGGCGGUCCGGAGCGGGCGGGUGCGGAGCUGGGUGGACCGGCAGCUGAGCGACUCGUUCCCCGUGGCGGCCGCGGAGAGGCUAGUGGAGGUGGGGCUGCGGUGCGCCGCCGAUGCCGAUGCCGAGGAGGGAAAGGAGCGGCCGGAGAUGGCGUGGGUGGCGGGCAAGGUGUCGCGGUUGUACGUGGAGUCCCGGGCGUGGGAGCGCACCCUGCAGCCGCCCUCCGACGACCUUUCCUCCGUCGCCCUCGCGCCGCGAUAGAUAGCAGCCAUUCAUCCAAAGCUGACUUUUUUCUUCUUCUUCUCUUCACAUCCAUCCACUGUCUCUCAAGUCAAAUACGUGCAUUUGAGUUGCGAAUUUGAAAGGCAAAUUCGAUUUGAUAAAAGAUACUCACAAUUGCUAAAUGUCAGUCGACUGAUCGAUUUUCGGAUUGCUCAAGA
Messenger RNA from Triticum aestivum (bread wheat), 1498 nucleotides. RefSeq names its product cell wall protein PRY3. Bases 99 to 1319 code for a protein of 406 amino acids. The record is from RefSeq and is a predicted model, not a curated record. The transcript has a single exon. Lineage: Eukaryota; Viridiplantae; Streptophyta; Magnoliopsida; Poales; Poaceae.